GGUCGAUACAGUAUAUAUACACCUCGCGGUAGGCGUUUUCAUUUAUCAGUUGACAGUGUGCGUUAUAUCGACCUUCGUACAUUAUAUCUGUAUAUUGGAAAAACUUGCAAUAUGCCGAAAAGAAAAGCCUCCUUUGCAUUUCCAUACGAACGCCCAAGUAAGAUUACAAAGAGGACAAGCAGCACAACUGUGUCCAGGACAUUAAGCAGUAUCUCAAAGAUGCCGUCUGUAGUUAAACCACCACUUAGAAUGCCCAAAUUUCCAUCUCUUCGAGCAAGCAAGCCUGGAGAGGGUAUUGAGGUGUCAGCAUCAGCUCCUUUACCAACUGCUGGCGGAUCUCCAACACCACCAGCUCUACGACGUGCCUCAACACUGACUCUAGAAGAUGAUGACAAAGUUGACUCUACUAAAGCUUCAUUAACUAAAAGAAAGCCGUCUGCUUCUAAACCAUCAUCACUAUCUAAGAAAUCUAGCAGUUUUGUUGAGGAGGAAGCACUUGUAACAAAAUUAUCAGGACUUAAAUCAGGGUCUAUCGUUGGAGAAACAUCUUUAGCGUCAACGUCAUCAUUAACAAAAUCUCCAAGCAAGUCUAAAUCAUUGUCAAGGAAAUCAUCCAGCAUAACUGGGAGUUCAUCUGGAGUGCCGUCGUUACCUAGUGGUUUGACUAAACUUGCAUUACCAAAAGGAAACACCAAGAAUGGAAGUCUUCGUAUUUCAAAGUCGACCCUUGUUGACGAUAUUGACGAGAUAGAGAUGAUCUCAGCUCUUGAUAGUUUGAAGUCCACACUUUCUAAAGAGGGAUCAAAGAAACGUUCAAUGUCAAAGUCUGCAUCUGUUAGAUCAUCAAGACCAAGUUCUCCCGUAAAGAAAGCUUCAGUUAACAAUGAUGAAGAACCUAUGGACCUAUCGACAGCAUCUUCGUCUAGUGUUCAAGGGCCAGCAGCCGGGCCACCUUCGGAUGGAUUAAUGGAAGUUGCAAUAUCAUUUGAUACCACUGGAUCCAUGUAUGGUUGUCUUGAGGAAGUCAAAGCUAAAGUGCAAGAUCUUGUUCAACGUUUACAGACAGACAUUCCUGGAAUUCGUGUUGCCAUCAUCGCACACGGUGAUUACUGCGAUGAAUCUAACUACAUUAUAAAAUGGAUAGACUUUGGCGCCAGUUUACCAGAAAUUUGCGACUUUGUUAAGAAUGUUGGUCGCACCGGCGGAGGAGACGGCCCAGAAUGUUAUGAACUUGUUCUGCAAAGGUCACGUGAGGUUUUGUCAUGGACAGAGGGUAGCAAACGCAUUCUCGUCAUGAUUAGUGAUAACAUUCCUCAUGAGCCUGGAUAUACUUAUGGCGGGAAAACCUACUACAUCAAUUGGAGGUUCGAGUGUGCAGCCUUGAAGCAAAUGGGCGUGAAGAUUUAUGGUGUGCAAGCAGGGGGAAGCGCUUCUGCCACAUCAUUUAAUGAAGAGAUGGCAAAACUAACUGGAGGAAAUCGCUUAAGUUUAAAGAAUUUUGGCUGCAUAUUUGAUGUUCUGAUGAUGAUCUGUUACCGUGAGGGAAAUCCGGCAAUGCUUGCGGUUUAUGAACAGGAAAUAAUUGACCGAGGAGAAAGAAUGGCAGCGGACAUUACGUCAUUGAAGAAGACUUUUGGCACACCUGUAACAGGUCUCAUGCCCUCACCUUUUAUAGCGCCAGCAAUGCCACCAUGGUUUGGUAAGGUAGCUAAAGGUAAACAACCGAAAGUGGGCACUUUAGGCACAACGUUAACAGGUCACACGCCCCCACCCUUUAUAGCGUCAACCCAAGGACUGAUACCAUGGUUUGGUAAGGUAGCUAAUAGUAAACUACCGAAAGGGAGCAAGGUCAUAGCUGAGAAAAAGACAAAGAAACAGACGAAAAAGUCAUCUAAAUCAGUCACAAUUCAGAAGAGAGAAAAGCUACUAGAUACCUGCAUGACUAAGGGUGCUUUGAAACCCAUAACUUGGUCCAAGUGGAUUAAUGGUGUAGAACCCAAGAUGCCAACAAACAAGCAGAAAUCGAACUUUAUUAAGCUCUCAACAAAUCAAGGAUAUGGAUUGAAAUUAAUAUUUGAUAAUGAUUUUAAGAAACCAGCCAUUUAUGAAGUCGCUGUACAGCUACCAGGGUCUCGCAAAAAAUAUGUUGUUUAUUUCCGGAUGACAAAAAGGGGGUUCGCUAGGAGUGGUCAUUGGUCGACGAAUUUGUUGCGACAUAACAAAGUUAGACAAGAGGUCAACAAUGUCUUGAACCAAGGAUGUUCCAUUUACAUUAGGCGAGGGGUUCCAAAAGCAAAAAAGGUUGACAAGUUUGUAAGCCAAAUGAAGGCAGCAAAUGAUUAUAUAAGAGAUAACUUUGAUUAUGCAUGGAAAAAAUACAUAUGGCGACGAAGUGAUGGCGGGUUGUCAAAAUUUGGACUAAAACACCGACAUGUGAAAUCGACACGGAAAGGAAAAGUUUUUAUCCUUUCUGAUAGCAGUAUUUAAAUGUUUAACCUACAUGUUUAAAUAUGUAAAACAAUAUCAUUACUCUUACUUUGUAAAUGCUUAUUUUUGACAAACCGUCUGUGAUAAUCCAUUAUUGUUACAAUGCAUUUUGAUAAUCCAUUAUUGUUACAAUCCAUUUGCUUAUUUAUUUUAGAUAAACCACAACGUACUUGACUAACUACAGAA
Messenger RNA from Ruditapes philippinarum (Manila clam), 2673 nucleotides. RefSeq lists its product as uncharacterized. The record is from RefSeq and is a predicted model, not a curated record. The coding region runs from base 112 to 2487 and encodes 791 amino acids. The transcript is spliced from 7 exons. NCBI's taxonomy places the organism in Eukaryota, Metazoa, Mollusca, Bivalvia, Venerida, Veneridae.